GUGGUCUCGUUCUGUGGGGAAAACCGGAACAAGGUGCAUUGCAAGUUGUUACCGGAUAGUUUUGAAGUACAACCGCUAUUGGUAAUUAGAUUAGGAAGUUGUAGCUAUUUUUGCUCUGAUCCUAAAUUUCCUUUCCCCAUAACAUGUUCAACCAAUUGCAAGAGUGAAAUAAUAUUUUAUUCAUUAUCGCCCUUUUUUCGAAUAACCCAGCUCCAUACUUCAACUUAAAAAUGCCCUCCCCAACGAGAAUUACUUGAAGAAAAACAAUUUUUGUACUGCAAGCAUGAGCAAAUUGUGAACUAAAAUUACAAGGUAGCGUGAUGGACGCACUAAAUUUUUUGAAGAAAUUUACUUGUACAAAUUGUUGUAUCAGUACUGGCGCCCUAAGGCGUUUUCAAUUAAUUAUUCAAAGCAGCGGAUGAUUUGUUUUGUGUUUUAUAGCUUAACUUCUCUUAAAAGAUUGAUUUACGACUAACAUUCAACAACCCCCACCCUUAUAAAGAUUUCUGGUUCUUCUUUUGACCUUCUCGUUUUCUUACUUUUUAUGGAUGUAAGAAUAAGUGUACACUGAAUUAAACUCGUGUUAAGAUCCAUUUAAUUCGUGGACUUCUUAGUUAUUCAAUUUUACGUCAAAAUUCUUCAUCAAUAGAUUUGUACCCACAAAAUUUAUGGAUUAAUUAGAGCGAAGAUAAUAAACCGCAGCAAUCCAAUUGUCUCGCCAUCCACUUCAAAAAAGUUAGCAAUGACAUAAAGCAGUGUGCGCUAAUUUUUCACCCCAGUUCUCUGACAAAUAUUGCCCAGUUAGAAGUAGAUAUAAUUGUAGGCGAAAUAACAGGUCACUUUUGCAUCGAAGAAAUCCUCAGAAAGUUCUGCAUCGGAAAGUUUCUCAGGAUUCGAAGAAAGUCAAAACUUCUCAGAUCUGUUCAAAGUGCAACCCUGAAACACUUUUGAACAACUUCCGGACUCAAUUGACCAAUUUGAUCACUUCAAUUCAACUAGUCCAGAAGUGGCAGCUGUGACAUCUUCGAGCGAUCAAACUGUCGUUGAAGUUGUAGACAUCUUCUGCUAAAUCGGACAUCCAACAACAUGAAUACUGUCGUGUCUCUCAUACUGGGUAUCGUGUGUGGCUGUGCAUCUGUUCUCACUACAGUCGGAAAUGGUCUCGUCAUAUUCGUGAUCUGGUGUACACCUGGGCUGCAGACACCCUCCAACCAGUUCAUCAUCUCCCUCGCUGUGGCUGACUUCAUCAUAGGUCUGGUGGUCAUGCCUCUGGCUUCUGCCUCCGCACUAGUCGGCCACUGGCCCUUUCCCAACUGGCUGUGUACAACUUGGAUUGGGUUCGACUACGUUGCCUCCUCCUGUUCGAUUCUGAAUUUAAUGACCAUGGCUAUCGACAGGUACUUUUCCAUCGUCUCCCCCAUCACUUACCGCAACAAACGCACCCACCGCAAACUGUUCACAGUCAUUGUCAUUGUGUGGUGCUGUUCAAUCAUCUACAUGCUUCCCAUUUUAUGCUGGGACUUAUGGUUCCCCCCGAAAGAAGACGAUGGCCAUACAGAAGACACGAACCGGGUGUCCAUCACUGGGGGAUCCAUCAAUCAGUCACAUCCGGGGGUUGAAAUUGUGACGAACGCGGAGAUGGAAGGGGAGGGGGAGGGAGAGGGGGGAACUUGCAACCCAGAGUUCCACGAAAAUGUUCACUUCAAGAUCAUCAGUCUUAUCUACAGUUUCAUUUUCCCAUUCAUAACCAUGUGCUUAGUCUACAUUCGCAUCUUUGUCGAGAUUCACAGACGCACCAAACGAGACAUAGAGAGAAAGAAGAAAUACUGGUCUGUGACUCCAGUAAGCAACAACAAUAACAGCCUGAAGAUAGAGAUUCCAUUAGAAAAUAAAGCAGAAACUCCUAGCCUUCCACGGAUCCAAGUUGUCGUGCAGCAGUCACCGAGUCUAAGCGAGAGUCGGUUAGCGGAACACAAAAACGAGGAGAGAUCUUCACCCAAAAUGGGCAUGGAAGUGGAACAUUUCGACUUUGUUUCAACCUUGGACUGUUCCCGAAAGCUCGUGGCUACUACUCCUCUGAGUAACCCGCCCACUCCGCCCAUUGCCAUCAACCGGGUGGCUUCGGCAACACCGGCCGAGUCUAACGCGCUGCUGGCCCCGAAAACAUCAAUCGGGCGGCGACUGAGUUGGCGUGGGUCUAAAGACGCUGCCAAACGAGAUCAUCAAAAGAGUAUGGAGCGACAACGUGAGUUCCGUGCGGCCAAGAAGCUGGCGGGCAUUGUGCUGGCAUUCUGUGUGUGUUGGCUGCCUUAUAUGGUUCUGUAUGUGCUGGUGGCGAUGAAAAAGGACUUCUCCGAGGGAUGGAGACACCACCUGUUCACAGCUUCCGUCUGGCUAGGUUACUUCAACUCGACUUUGAACCCUAUUCUCUACCCGUUCUGCAUCGAGGACUUCAAAAAAGCGCUCAAAAACAUCAUCGGAGACCGACUAACCAGAUUAAUUUGGAAGCAGAGUUGAAUCAGAACAAGCUAUCAGCUCAGACUAAAAAAAAACGUUUCGAACCCACUUGACCUUAAUUUUUCCUUAUGCUUGGACAAAAUGCGGCUCACGUGAGCAAUGAGCUUCGCAUUGUUCGAAUCGGCUUUCAGUGUUUAAAACUUCUUUUUACGCUU
Molecule: messenger RNA, 2672 nt
Organism: Symsagittifera roscoffensis
Lineage: Eukaryota; Metazoa; Xenacoelomorpha; Acoela; Convolutidae
Product: histamine H1 receptor-like
Exons: 7
Coding region: 1087-2517 (476 amino acids)
Biological process (GO): adenylate cyclase-activating adrenergic receptor signaling pathway
Cellular component (GO): plasma membrane
Molecular function (GO): G protein-coupled acetylcholine receptor activity
Source: RefSeq, a predicted model, not a curated record